AUGGGUUUACAGUACAAAGUCUUUUUCAGCAAACGCAAUUCGGCCACUAGGACUGGCCCAGCGGGUCACGAUCACCUCAAGUGGGUGCCUACUUCUUCCACCCUGAUAUACGGCGACCAAGAUGGUAUUUUAGUCGACGCCCAAUUGACUACCCAAGCGUCAAAUGAACUUUUGGACUGGGUAGUUGAGAGUGGCAAAAAUAUCACCCAUGUCUAUGUCACACAUGCCCACGGCGACCACUUCUUUGGUAGCGCGCCCAUUUUGGAGCGAUUUCCCAAAGCAACCUUAGUCGCAACGCCUGAAGUCGUGGCCAGGAUGAAACUAGAGACUGCACCAGAACGGAUGACUGGGCUUUGGGAAAAGCUAUUUCCGGGCCAAAUUCCGCCAAAUUUGAGGCUUGCGGAGCCUCUUCAGCAAGACCAUCUUGAACUAGAAGGUGAAAGGUUGGAGGUGGUCAGGACGGGUCACACGGAUACUGAUGAAACGACAACUCUCUGGGUUCCUUCUCUCCAACUUGCGGUAACUGGCGAUGCUGUAUACGCAAACACUCACCCGUAUCUGGGAGAGUCCGGAACAACUGUCAAACGAAAGGAGUGGAUUAAGGCUUUGGAUACCAUCGCCGCACUCCAGCCUAAGCAUGUCGUGGGUGGGCAUAGUGAUCCGAGCCGUCCAUUUGGGCUCGAGGCAAUUGGGGAUACCAAGACAUAUUUGGAGGACUUCGAGAAACUGAGCGCUGAGGCGAAGACGGCCGAAGAGCUUUAUGCCCGCAUGAUGGACAUUUAUCCUGACCGUCUCAAUCCGGGGUCUCUAUGGGCAGGUGCUGUUUUAGUUUAUAAGUCAUAG
This is a messenger RNA of Fusarium oxysporum Fo47, 843 nucleotides long. RefSeq names its product beta-lactamase-like protein. The coding region runs from base 1 to 843 and encodes 280 amino acids. NCBI's taxonomy places the organism in Eukaryota, Fungi, Ascomycota, Sordariomycetes, Hypocreales, Nectriaceae. The record is from RefSeq and is a predicted model, not a curated record. The transcript has a single exon.